Messenger RNA from Anopheles darlingi, 3309 nucleotides. Its product is annotated as FK506-binding protein 5-like. Bases 49 to 3309 code for a protein of 1086 amino acids. Gene Ontology annotation, molecular function: protein binding. Gene Ontology annotation, biological process: regulation of transcription by RNA polymerase II; transcription initiation at RNA polymerase II promoter. Gene Ontology annotation, cellular component: transcription factor TFIIA complex; nucleus. Lineage: Eukaryota; Metazoa; Arthropoda; Insecta; Diptera; Culicidae. The transcript is spliced from 6 exons. The record is from RefSeq and is a predicted model, not a curated record.
CAAGUAAAAGGAGUAAAAGUGCCGUUUUAACGUGAAAAUUGUGCCAUCAUGAGCACCGUGGCGCAGGCGGGACCGUCCGGCGUUGACCGAGUGCGGAAAACCAAGAACCGCUGGACGACCAACAAAUUGCAGCACUUGGUGCGCGUGUGGAGUUACUACUACAAGGAUCUGCAGGCUAAACGUGACCAUCCGGUGCCGGUUUAUCGUCGCAUUGUGGACGAGAUGGUGCGGAAGGGUUACAGUGCAACAUUAGAGGAUGUCCGCGGUCGCAUUCACAACCUAGCCGCCAAGUACAGAAAGGAGGCCGUCCUUGCCCAUGCCUCUGGGCGAUUGUCGAACUGGCCGUUGUUCUACCAAAUGCAAGAGUUCAUGAACUAUGAAGUGCCACAGAUAGAGAGGGAACCAAAGCCCCAGCUGUACCAGAUACCCAGGUUAAAGACGGGGAUGAUUAUAUCUACGGAACCGCAAUACCUGGACGAGGAGCGGCUAGAGGAAACCAGUGAAUCACAGAAGGAGUUACAAGUCGAAAAAGCGAUGGAUUUAAAACCCCACGAAGAGGAACCCCUCGAAGAGGAACGCCUUGAAGAGGAACGACUCGAAGAGGAACGCUUCGAAGAGGAACGACUCGAAGAGGAACGACUUGAAGAGGAACGACUCGAAGAGGAUCGCCUGGAAGAGGAACGUCUCGUAGAGGAAAGACUCGGAGUGGAACGCCUGGAAGAAGAACGCUUCGAAGAGCCCAGCCUCGAAAAGGAUUGCCUAAAAGAUGAAGACUCAGACCAAUCACAGGUUAAAGAUAGCAGGCAAAACCUGUCAUCUUUGCCAAGAAGACCUCUAUUAAACGAAUUACGGAAAGAAAUACAACAAAAACAAAACAAACUACAGCAACAAACAAAAGCCCGGCAACAGCAGCAGCAGCAGCAGCAGCAACAAAAAAUGCCUCAAAGGCAUCUAGUGCAAGCGAAUCAGCUACCACGGCCAGCGAACCAGCAACCACAACAGAUAAACCAGCAGAUAAAGCGAAUCCAACAGCAACAACUUCGACCGAAGCAGCAAGCUCAGGAAGCGAGCCAUCAGGAUCAACCGAAACUACUAACGACACAACGGCAUUCACAGCAGCAGCAACUGCGACAAGAACAGAAUCAACCAAGCCGGAAAGAGCAACAGCCACAGCAUCAGCGACAAGAGCAGAAACAACCAUCCCGGGAAGAGCAAAAGCAGCAGCAUCAGCGACAAGACCGGAAACAACAACAGCGACAAGAGGAGCAGAAACAGCAACCACAGAAGCAACAACAGCAACAACAGAGAUCACAACAGCUAAGGCAGCGCCAACUGCGGAAACUACAGCAAAGGCAGCAGAGAGUAGCGACCGAUGACGAUACGCGCGGAGAAGAAACAGCUUCACCAGCGCCAACACCACCGCCACCACCGCUGAGGUUUUUGAAGGAGAAAGCAAACGAGAGUACAACAGAAUCAAAGGAUCGGUCACGAGAACCGAGACAAAGGUUACUGCAGAUCAAAAGCAACCAUCGUUUGGAGACCAUCGAUGAUUACUAUGCGAAGCUGUACUGUAACAACAUGUUGGCCGACGUGACACUGGUCGUGUGGCACGAGGGCGAAACGGUAACGCUUCCUGCACACCGUGUGAUACUGUGUAACCACAGUCCGUACUUUGCAGCCAUCUUCGAAAAGGUAAGCCCUAUUGUGGGCUUGAAUGCGGUUGUGAUGAUACUUCCGACGGAUGUACCACUAAAGGUGAUGGAGUUGCUGCUGCAGUUCAUCUAUUCCGGUGAAACGUCCAUUCCGGCCAACAUGAUCGACGAUGUGUGGCGCUGUGCGGUGCAAUUGAAGAUUCGAGGGUUCUGGAGUGAAUCCCGAGGUGAAUCCAAUGAACCACUGGUCAGCGCACCGGAACCAGAACUGGACGAUGGCGUUUCAAGUGUAGUACAGCAGAAGGAGAAAUCCGAUCGAAGUUGGAAUAGUGGUACGAAGCGUGCGCGAAGUCGUCUGGAGCAAAUGGAGGAAGACAGUGGGCAGGCUCGAAAGAAAGCACGACGGCAACCGUCAUUGCCAUCAGACGAUGAUGAGUUUGAUAAGCUCGAUCUUAUCGAGGUGUCGUCCGAGGUUGGUUUUGAUUUAUUGCGUUCGGACUUGGACGAUGAUGGGGACGAUAUCGAUGAGGAAGAGGAAGAGGAAGACGAGAACGAGGACGGCGACGAGGAGGACGAGAGCGAUGAGGAAGAGGAUGACGAUGAUGAUGAGGAUGAGGAUGAGGAUGAGGAUGAGGAUGAGGACGAUGAUACGGAUGAAGAUGAGGAUGAGGACGAGAACGUGGAGAUGAACAAAGAAGACGAGGAACAUGCUACCGGCGAAGAAGAUGAGGCGCGUAGCAUCGAUGAGCUUGGCCAUUUCGGAGAGCAAGAUCAUGAUGAUGACGAUGAAGCUGAUGAUAAUGAUAAUGUUGAAGAGGAGGAGGAAGACAGUGAAGAGAGUGAAGAAGAACACAGUGAAGAAGACGAUGAGGAUGAGUAUGGAAACGUGGACGAUAACAAUGACGACGUCGAAGAUGCCGAAGUCGAGCAAGCAGUUGGCGAUGCAGAUGAACUGGAGCCAAAGGAAGAAAAGGCUGAUCAAAACCUGACCAUUGAGCAACCUCGUGAAAGUCCUGAGAUUGUGCAGGAAAACGAAGACGAGCUGAUCCUGUCGCACAACGUGAAACAUGAAGCCGAUCUGACACCGCCACCUUCCUUCCCAAACUCGCCACAAGAAGUAGGGUGCGAAAUCAAGGUAGAUGUGAACGGUAGCGAUUCCAAGCGAAUAGAGACAAAUGCCAGCAAAACAAACGGCGUACCAGGCGACGUUGGUUGCCAAAGCAACAGCGCUGCAAGUAGGCUACUACCGGUGGUGAACAGCGUCGUCCAGCCCAGCAACCAGGUUCGGUUAAAUUCCAGCAGCCUACAAACGACCCAGCACCGUACCGUCGAAGCAAGGCCUUCCACCAUACGCGGCCCACUUGCGGUCUAUCGGAGACGACAGUACCGGAGUUUCACCUGCAAACUGUGCACUUUGCACUUCACCAUGGCGGACAAUUGGUUAAAACACGUGGAAAAGGUGCACGCACGCGACACACGAAAGCUGAACCGAGUCGCUCUUCAGGCUCAAGGGCAGAUGUCGAGGUCGUAUUGUUGCGAUUUGUGUCAGAAGUGCCUUACGUCCGAGUUUCACUGGGUUCAGCAUGUCAUCUGCCAGCACACCGAGCUCUAUCCGCACUACUUUGCCGAAUCGUUCGGAACGCCGCCGGAGCGAUGA